GAACAUAAAUAUGACAUUGAAGGCACUUAGCUUAUGACCGUCAAUUUGCCAAUCGGCUCUAAAGCCUCUAUCAAAAUUUCAUGUCCAUUAACGUGCUACUGUUCAAGCUAUGGAAAAAGAUCCCCACAAUUAUUCGGCGCAGCAUCGACACUAUCGGACAUCUAGGCAGAAUAGCAACCGAAAAUCGCUGUUGUAACCUGAGUAAGCCUGUUGUAUUCAUUAUGCAGUGUAUGACAUUCUAGCAUCGAUCUCAUUUGCGAUGGGCAAUAUGGAUAAGGCUGAACAUCUUUUGGUUAGCGCCAUUGAGAAAUUAGUACAAAUAGGAACUUCCGAUAACGAUAAUCAGCUGGUGGAUUUCCAACUGCGUCUAGCUCGCAUCGAUAGUGCAUAUGAAAACAACGACAUGGCUGAGAUCGGUUUCAGGGAUUGUCUGAAUAAGCAGAAAAGCAAGAUUUUGGGCGGCGAUACAUCAACUAAAACUGGAAUGCUAUAUGUUAACGUGCUCUUCUGGUACGGCCUGCAUAAAAUUCGCUCCAAUGAGCAUAAAAAUGCCAAAGAACUUAUUACAUCGGCCUACGACUACUCACAGAAAAUCAAAGGCCUCAGUCCCUAUGAAGAAAUGGUCAUUCUCUACACACUGGCCGACCUGCACAUGCAACUUGGUCAGAACAACUUAGCCCUGGAAAACAUCAACAGCGCAAUAUUGCUGUGCAAAAGUAUUGGAAGUACAGAUAUGCCCAGAUGCUACUUGAAGUUGGCACAAAUUUACGUGAAUCUGGAAAUUUGGCCUAAUGCUAGAAAAUGUUGUGAAGAAGCCAUUAAAAUGGCAUCGCUCUUUCAGGAUUCAGCCGUCAUGGGUGAAGCUGAGUUUGUGCUGCAGAAAAUUGAGAAGCGCCAGAGAAAGGAUGAAUAAAAACUUAAUAAUUGU
This is a messenger RNA of Dendroctonus ponderosae (mountain pine beetle), 928 nucleotides long. RefSeq lists its product as uncharacterized. NCBI's taxonomy places the organism in Eukaryota, Metazoa, Arthropoda, Insecta, Coleoptera, Curculionidae. Gene Ontology annotation, molecular function: protein binding. The record is from RefSeq and is a predicted model, not a curated record.